AUGGCAAAAGCCAUAGUUCUGCUUCUCCUGGGCAUUGCUGCCUGUCAUGCCCACUCAGUAACCUACUACAGAGGUUCAGGAAGUUUACAAUGCCGUGUUGAUGACCCUCUAUCAUGUAGUCAAGAGAAACAAGAAGUUUGUGUCUUCACAAAUGGACAGUACAAAUGUGAAUGUCCAAAUGGAGUAAGCAGAUUAUCAGAUGGAAGAUGUAUGCUAGUCAAUGAAUGUGCUCGACCAUCAACAAAUGGAUGUCAUAAAGACGCUAAUUGCAUUGACAGGCUAGAUGGAUACACCUGCCAAUGUAAAACAGGCUUUGCUGAUGUUUCUGUUGAUCGUGUUAACAAGCCAGGAAGAAUUUGUCAACGAACUCAGAACGAGUGCGGUGCCAAACAAACCUAUGGCGUUGAUUGCGAUGCCAGUGCUUCAUGCGUUGAUACUCCAGAAGGAUUCCAAUGUGUCUGCCAACCUGGAUUCGCUGAUAUCUCCGACUCUGUCAGCAAACUUCCCGGAAGAAAGUGCAUUGAAAUGAAAAACGAAUGUCUCGAUGGUUCAGCUGAUUGUUCUUCCAAUGCUGAUUGCUUUGACCGUCCUGAUAGUUAUGAGUGCAGAUGCCGACCAGGAUUCGUUGAUGCCUCUCCUGAUGUUUCUCAUUACCCUGGACGUGUUUGUAACCGUCCAAAGGGACCAGAGCACUACGGUUACAUGUCUGUUCACAAUCAAUGUUCUGACCACAAACAAUGCGGACCAAACGAGGAAUGCAGAUAUAACCCACAAGGACAAAUGGUUUGCCAAUGCAAGAGAGGUUCCGUCCAACAAGCUGAUGGAAAAUGCAAAUUGUUCUCUCAAUGUGAACGUCAGAACGAGUGUGACCAUAACGCUUUGUGCUCAAACACCUAUGAUGGAUACAGAUGCCAAUGUAAAGCUGGAUUCAAGGAUGUUUCUCCUGAUCCAUUCAGACUUCCAGGAAGAAAAUGCCAGCAAAUCAAGAACGAAUGUUCCGAUGGAACUCACGACUGUUCACCUUUGGCAGAAUGCGAAGACACCCAGCACGGUUUUCUUUGCAAAUGUAAAUCUGGCUGUACUGAUGUCUCAUCUCGUUAUGGUUUGGCUACAGGACGUCGUUGUUCAGAGGGAGCUCACCAAUGCUCUGACUCUUCCUUGAACUCCUGUGACAAGAAUGCUGAUUGCGUCCAAUUGCCUGAUGGAUAUACCUGUAAAUGUAUCAAUGGAUACGUUGAUGUCUCAUCAAACGCUAACUUACCACCUGGACGUGUCUGUACUUUGAGCACUGCUUGCCCUGCUCAAGCUACUGAUCUAGUAUUCCUCAUUGAUGGUUCUGGAUCUAUCGGAUCAUACAUUUUCCAAACAGAGGUUCUCCGAUUCUUGUCUGAGUUCACCGAGCUCUUCGACAUCAGUCCAGAAAAGACACGAGUUUCUGUCGUCCAAUAUUCCGACCAAAUCAGACACGAGUUCGGAUUGAACGAAUACAGAAACAGUGCUACCCUUCACCAAGGAAUUAGAAGCAUCGACUAUCUCACUGGACUCACCAGAACUGGAGCUGCUAUUGAGCACGUUGCCAAUGAAGCUUUCUCUGAGAGACGUGGUGCUCGUGGCAGAGAUGCUGGUGUUACCAGAGUCUGUAUUGUCAUUACUGACGGAAGAAGUCAGGACAAUGUCACCAUUCCUGCUGACAACGCCCGUCGAUUGGAUAUCCAAUUAUUCGCUGUAGGAGUUACCAAUCACGUUUUGGAUUCUGAAUUGGAAGAAAUUUCUGGUUCUAAAGACCGUACUUUCCAUGUUAAUGGUUUUGAGGAUCUGAACACUCGUCUUCGUUCUGCUAUCCAAAAGGUUGCCUGCCCACAGAGCGAAACUCCUGCUUCUAACGAUAAUGGUCCAUGCGAUCCAAACGGUCACUCCGGUUGCGACCGUGCCCUCAACCAGGUCUGCAUCGAGAAGAAUGGACGCUUCUCUUGUGGAUGUCCAGCUGGCUUCGAAGAGCAUCCAGUUACUAGAGCCUGCGGAGGAGAUGUUUGUAACCCAGAAAUCGCCACUUCCUGCCCAGAUCCAGAAAUUUGUGAGAAAACUCCUUUCGGAAACUGGAGAUGUACAUGCCCAGCUGAUCUUGGAUUCAGAGAUGCCCAUACUGGUGUUUGCAAAAUUGGUGGACCACCAACUGAAGAAGCUACUGAUGAAUGCAAUCCAGGAGAUUCCGCUACCUGUGGACCAAACGGACAAUGCAUCCGUGGACCCGGUGGAGAAUUCGUUUGCCAAUGCAGAGAAGGAUUCGAGAAAAAUCUCAAGUCUGGAAAGUGUCAAGAAGUUGGAACCUGUGAUCCUUCCAUCCCAGACUCCUGUGAAGUUCGUAAGAGAGAGAAGUGUCUUCCUAACGGUCGUGGACUUUUCACUUGCCAAUGUCCUCGUAACUUCAAGCGUCAUCCUGUUACCGAAAUUUGCUUGACUGACGAAUGCGCUCUCGGAUCUCACGAUUGCGAUCGUAAUGCUCACUGUAUUGAUACCGACGAGUCUUACAUCUGUACUUGCAACGCUGGUUUCUUGGACAGAUCUCCAAAUGAGAAAGUCAAGCCUGGACGUGUCUGCGAACAACAAAGAAACGAAUGUGCUGAAGGUCGUCAUAACUGCUCUGCUAAUGCUGAGUGUAUCGAUCUCCCUGAUGGAUUCCUCUGCAGAUGCAAAGAAGGAUACAUUGAUGUGUCACCAAAUCCACAUGUAUUUGGCGGAGUCGCUUGCAAGGCUUUAGUUGAUGAGUGUGCCAGUGAUAGUUUGAACACAUGCCACAACAAUGCUCUCUGCAUAGACACAAGAGAUUCAUACAAGUGUCAAUGUAAGGAAGGAUAUGUUGAUCAUGAUGAGCUCCGUAACCCAGGACGUGACUGUCGCAAACUCAACCAAAUCUGUGAAGGUGGAAAGCAUGACUGUGAUCGUAAUGCUCGUUGCAUUGAACGUGGUUCCAACGAUUAUGAAUGUGUUUGUAACGCCGGAUUUUUGGAUAAGAGCCCUCUUCCACACCGCCCAGGAAGACGUUGUUUGGAACAAAUUUGCAAUGAUGAUAAGAAGCACGAUUGUCAUACUGCUGCCAUUUGUCAGGAAGUUGAUACCCCAGAAAAAUACACUUGUAAAUGUCGCGACGGAUAUGUUGACAAGAGCCCCUUCAGACCCGGACGUGAAUGCGAGGAGCAAGUAAACGAAUGCUUGGACGCUUCAUUGAAUGAUUGCGAUCCUGUAGCUACUUGCCGCGAUCUUGACGAUGGAUACGAAUGCAGUUGCCCAAUCGGAACUAAAGACGUUUCCUCUGAUGCCUCUAAGCCUGGAAGAAGUUGCUUCGGACUUGUUGAUGAAUGCCGUGUACCUAACCUGAAUAACUGUUCUCGAUUCGCUUUAUGUAUCGAUAAGGAAGAAGGAUUCGAAUGCAAAUGCAAACCAGAGUACCACGAUCAAGAUCCAAGAAACCCAGGAACUAACUGCAAAUUCAUUAUUAAUGAAUGCCAAUCUGAGAACUUGAACGAUUGUGAUAGACAUGCUGUUUGCAUCGACACUGUUGAAGGUUAUGAAUGCAAAUGCAACAACCCAUACAAAGAUAUGCUUCCAUCUAAUCCAGGACGAGUAUGCAGAUUCAAUGAAUGUCUCGAUCCUAAGGAUAAUGACUGUGAUGCUAAUGCUGAUUGUGUCGAUACUGAUGACAGUUAUCUUUGCCAAUGUAAGACUGGAUUCUUCGAUGAAAGCACUGAUCCAGCUACUGCCGGACGUGUUUGCGUUGAAUUAGGUCUCGUCAUUGAUAAGCCACAAGAAACUGAGCCAACUACUCUCUCUCCAAAUCUCUUCGCCUGUGGAAACACAUUGUGCAAGAAGGAUUUACAUGAAGUCUGUAUUGGCGGAGAGAAAUGCGGUUGUCGCCCAGGAGAAGGCCGCUCCAGCCCUAGGGAUAUUUGUAUUCCAGUGACUGAGGUUCCUCUCGUUGUCCGUGUUCUCGAAUUCGACAACGAGCCACUUCAUUAUUCCAAUGACUACAGCAAACCUGGAAGUUCCGGACAUGUAGAAGUUGUUGAAAGCACAAAGAGUGGACUCGGUGACAUUCUGAAACAUACCAGCUUUGCUCCUCGUUAUGUCGCUACUGAUGUCAAGUUCAUCACCAAUCCUAAGGUUGAAAACAGUACCUGGGAUGGUGGACUUCUAGUCAACUCUUCCAUUCUUCUUUCUGGAGAUGAUGAUAUCGAUCGCUGCAAAGUCUUCCAAGAGUUUGCUGCUGAAGUUGUAGCUCGUGGUGGACGCAUCGAUCGCUUGAAGGCUGCUGACGAUUUCAAUCUUCUUGACCCCUGUCUUCCCGCACAACAAAUUUCUGGAAUCGCCUGUGGCAAUACUUUCUGCAAAACUGAACUUGGAGAGGAAUGCAUUGCUGGAAAAAUCUGUGGUUGCCCUAAGGGUCAGAAGAGAAAGAACUCUGAGAGCCAGUGCCGUAUUGUUGAAUCUUGGAACUUGCCAUUAUAUGUUAUUCGUGAUAAUCAUGAAUACAUUGAGUACUCUCCUAUGCUUAGCAAUCCAAGAGAACCACUCUCUAAGAGUCUUGUUAACAGAUUUGAGAGCGGAGUCGCUGAAAGUUACGACCAGACUCCUCUUAAGAGCUCUUUCAUCGUUGCAGAAGUUAAUGACAUUGAAAACCCCAAAGAUCGCAAUGUGUCAUGGGAUCACGGAAUCCUUUAUAACUUUACUAGUUACUUCGUGAAAGGAGGAGUUGCUGAGCCAAAGACAGUUUUCACUGAUCUGAUUGAUUAUAUCGCUAAGAAGAACAACUAUCAAGUUGGAACAUCUAAACUCUUCAUUUCUCCUGAUCAAAUGAAUCCAUUCUCCGCCUGUUACAAGAGUGAUUGUCAUCCAUCCGCCAUUUGCCGUGAAAACGGACAUGGAUUCACAUGUGAAUGUGCCAGCGGAUAUCGUGAUUUGAAUCCUUCAAAGCCAGGACGUGAAUGUUUGAGCUAUCGUGGUGUGAACGAAUGUGAAAAGCCAGAGUUGAAUGAAUGCUCUCCUGAUGCUCGCUGCAUUGAUUUGGAAUAUCUUUACAAAUGCGAAUGUAUUCCUCCAUACGUCAACGCUGCUACUGAUGGUGCUGUCCCAGGAAGCGUUUGCUCCAUUGAUUAUUGCUCCGAUGUUAACUACUGUCCAUUGAACUCUACUUGUCACAAUGUAGAUGAACAAGCUAGAUGCGAUUGCAAACCAGGCUUCGUCGAUUUGCGCAAAUCUGAUCAUCUUUCUGAGGCUGGACUCGGAGAUUCUAUCUGCCUCCGUAGCCAAGAUGUUGACGAAUGUGCCCUCGGACUCCACAACUGCUCAGCUGCUGCCAUCUGUACUGAUAAGAAGAACGGAUAUGAAUGUGCUUGCCCAGAAGGAUAUACCGAUGGUAACCCAUCUGAACCUGGACGCAUUUGCGCUGCCUUGUUAUGCGGUCUUUGCAAUGGACAUGGAGAUUGUAUCCAUGACAGCUUGACCAACAAUGUCACUUGCGCUUGUGUCGACGGAUAUUCAGGAGAAUUCUGUGAAGUCGCUCCAUCAAAGGCGGGACUCAUUCUCAUGCUUCUUCUGGCUCUUCUCUUCCUUCUCCUCACCCUUCUCUGCUGCUUGUGGCUGUGUGCCAGAUGCAGAUGCUUCGGUGGUCGCGGUGGCAGCGAUGCCAGUGCUUCUGGUCAAGAAAUACUAGGAUCAGAUUAUUACACGAUUCCAAGAGCUAAGCUGAAGCCAUAUGGAGAUGAAAUGGUUGGACAUGACAACAUUGGUGCAUUACAAGCCUAUCUCGAUGAUGGAGCUUCCAUCUCAUCAGACGGAACGCUAGAGGAGAUCGAAAGACGAGUAGUUACAGAUGUGACAACAAAGGAAAUUCGAACAACCACCGUUCGUGAUGAGCAUGGAAACGUUAUCAGCACAAGCCAAACAGUACAUCAUGGAUCAGCUGAUUCCGAAUCCGAAGAUAGUGAAACAGAAACGGAACAGUAUGAUGUAACAACAUCCGAUCAUUAUACACAUACAACAAAUCACCGUACCGUUCCUCCAACUUCAUCAUACAGCUACGAGGAAAAAAGCUAUAACAGCUAA
Auanema sp. JU1783 is the source of this 6099-nucleotide messenger RNA. The record is from the annotation of a GenBank genome assembly. Lineage: Eukaryota; Metazoa; Nematoda; Chromadorea; Rhabditida; Rhabditidae.